AUGGCAGAACGACAACUCACCCAAAUCCUCACCCAACUCCAAACCUCCGCCUCCACCCUCUCCUACACCGAUUCCUCCGCCCUUCUCUCCAAAGCCAAGCUGUUGCUCCUGCAACUCAACGCCCUGACCCCGACCGCGCCCGGCUCCGCCUCCAACCCUUCGCUCUUCUCUCUCGCCCGCCAAGUCUACGAGCAAGGCGCGCUUGCCUCGAUCCGCGCCAAGAACCCCGACGCCUUCCUGCGCUACGUCAGCCAGCUGCAGGGCUUCUACGAACUCGAGGGGACCGUCGGCACCGGUGCUGCUGGCGGCAGGAUCGCGGGACCGGACGCGAACAGGGAGGAGAAGAACAAGGUCACUGGGCUUUAUCUGCUGCUUCUGCUGACGCAGGGACAGUAUGCCGAGUUCCACAGCGAGCUGGAGGCGCUGAGCACGAGGUUGGGCGGUGUUAGUGAGCUGGAGGCGGAUAGGUAUCUGGGUUAUCCGAUCAAGUUGGAGCGGUGGCUGAUGGAGGGGAGCUAUGAUCGGGUGUGGAAGGCGAUGAAGAAGGGGGAGGUUCCUUGUGAGGAGUAUGGAGUUUUCUCUGAGAUCCUCACCUUCCAAAUCCGCUCCGAAAUCGCCUCCUCCUCCGAGCGCGCCUACCCCUCGCUUCCCAUCUCCUCCACCAAGUCUCUCCUCUUCCUCGAGUCCGAGGGCGAAGUGGUCGAGUUCGCCCGCUCCCGCGGCUGGGUCCUCAAGGACGGCCACAUCAUCUUCCCCUCUGCUGAGCCGGCGGCGGAGGAGGCUGGUGCCGAGCAGGAGAAGCCGUUCAGCCAGUUGGUCAUUGAGAAUGCGCUGGGCUAUGCUAGGGAGUUGGAGACGAUUGUCUAA
Sordaria macrospora k-hell is the source of this 867-nucleotide messenger RNA. RefSeq lists its product as uncharacterized. The record is from RefSeq and is a predicted model, not a curated record. Gene Ontology annotation, cellular component: proteasome regulatory particle; cytosol; nucleus. Lineage: Eukaryota; Fungi; Ascomycota; Sordariomycetes; Sordariales; Sordariaceae. Gene Ontology annotation, biological process: proteasome-mediated ubiquitin-dependent protein catabolic process.